Molecule: messenger RNA, 6890 nt
Organism: Bombus huntii
Lineage: Eukaryota; Metazoa; Arthropoda; Insecta; Hymenoptera; Apidae
Gene: plx
Product: TBC1 domain family member 1
Exons: 16
Coding region: 1017-4856 (1279 amino acids)
Source: RefSeq, a predicted model, not a curated record
UUAGGCCUUAGGCGGCGAAGUGCGCUACGCGUCAGUCGAUGUUUGCUCGUCCGUCGGUAAAGGUGUUACUAGUUCCGAAGCAAGAAGUUCCGUCAACUCGAAAACAACGUCGUUUCGUUCUACUAGAAAAGUUCGCACGCUAAUCCACGAUUAGAUCAGUGCAAUGCUUGUCUUGAGACGCGACGGUUCGCAUCGCGAGCUCUCAUUAAAAGUACCUGUGAGUGACACUAAAUGAAACCACAUAGAAUAUUUUAAAGUACUUAAAAAUUACUUGAACAUUACAAUCGAGGAACUAAUAUUGAUUAAUCAGUCGAAAUUGCGUCGAAUAAAUAGAAAGGUUAUUUCAACGGCCUCCAAUUGGAACAUUGAACUUGGCGAAAAGUUUAAAUUUCCCGCGUCUUUCGAUGUACUGUAAAAGUGUUAAAAAAGAACUGCAAAUAUUUGUAGUUCAAUUAUAAAUACUUCGCUGAAGAAAUUUCGAGAUCGAAUUCGGUGAUAUAUAGCUCGUUGAAGGAGAAACGAGUCUACGAUUGUGAACAGCCUUGAAAGGAGACGCACAAGUUCGGUCGAAAAUAAAUCAUUUUCUACUCAGUGGCGACAUAUACCAAACUUCGCAAGAAACUUCUGAAAUCGUUUCUGACGAUCUUUAUAGAUGCAAAAUCGUGUUUUCGUCAUUUAACAGAAAAUUUAUUCGAGUAAGCGUCACAGGUGAAUGAACAAAACUUUCGACGAUAAAUCAGAGUCAGUGAUUACUUGUUCGCGUCCAGCUGCUGGCAGAUCAACGUGAAAUUAGAGAAGCGUAAUAAACUCGCUCGAAUAGCAUCGCUUUGUCAUCGUCCCGGAAGGGGACCGUGCAUCGUUCUCCCCAGAAAAGUCGUGUCGCCGGAAGUGGCCCUGAAAACGUGCCAAAUCUUCGGUUUGAGGGAAAGUAACCGCGGUGAACGUGGUGACUGGGCUUACGUUCGAUUUUUUCGGCCGUCGAAUGCUAGAAAGGUGGAGAAGCGAAGGGCGGAAAAAUGAUUACCGUGCCGAUAUCCGCUUCCAGUCCUUACAUGAAGGUUACAUCCUACAGCGAUGCAAGCGCUAUUGGCAAAAAGCCUACAGUUCAACAAUUCCUCAGAAAUAUGAAGGAAAGUCGGGAUGUCCCUCAAAGAUCGCAAAGUAGCGCGGCCAGCCUAACGUCCCUAGGUGCUGACAUAUCUCCAAGUUCUUCCCAUUUCUUUGAGGUGCUCUAUGUGGGGAAAAUCAGAGUGUCGCAUCCAAAGGUAUCGGAGGGCUUCAUAGACGAUGCGUUAGUAAGAUUUCGCGUUCACGGUCUUGAAAAAUCGAGACCGUCGGUGACUAACUUUCUUUCCGAGAGUCAGCGUCAAUCACUUUUAACGUCCUCCAAUAACAGGAGAAAUAGCACGGAAUCUAGUGCUAGUGAGAUCGAAAGUAUAGAAAAUGUCUCCGGAAAUGGGGUCAUAUCGCCCGUUAACUCGCUGGGUGUACCGUCAGCACUCACGGGUUCGGUGGAAACGUUUCCAAAGACACAGAACCCCAAUCUUGCCGAGAAAGACGAGCGCGAGGAGAAUCGAGAUGUUACAAACAAUAAUUCAAUGCAAGCACCGGAAGUUAUGCGAAACCGGGCUUCCUCUACGGGUAGCGUGUUGAAUGCCAGGAGGGAUUCCAUGGCGAGAGGGGGUGACGAACAUAAUCGCACGAUGCUCUUCCAGGUUGGCCGAUAUGAUUUGAGAUUAAUCAGCCCGGAUAGGAAGCUGGUAUUGCUUCAUAAGCAACUCAGAGACGUGGCGAGUUGCGUGCAAGGCAUCAAGAACCCCGAGCACUUCGGUUUUAUUUGCAAAGAGAAUAACGUGGAUUUUUUUGUUGGCUACGUAUUCAAGUGCCAAUCGGAAUCCGUUGCAGAUGAUCUUGUCGCUGCUAUUUCACAAGCGUUUGUUGGAACGUGCGAAGUUUCAAGGAAAGACCGAUAUUCCGUGUUUUCAUGCGAACACUGCCCCAUGUAUUGGUAUAACAAGUUAUGCCAGGAAAUCGAAGGACAGAAUGACAGGAGGACCCAGAAUAUAAUUUUUUCGCGGAUGGAAAUGCUGCCGGAGGACGAGCAAGAAAUCGUCGUUAGUAAAUACAAAAGUGCUGAGGCCGCCGGCGGUACAGGGACAUCUUUACGCGAGCAAAAUCAAUUUUUAAUAAGACUGUUGCGUGCUCAUUGCGAGACGAAACAGGCUAGGCACGUUCAUGACACAGCCGAGAAUAGGAGUGAAUUUCUUAAUCAAUACCUAGGCGUAGGUGUCGGAAGCACAAUAUUCAUGAAAGCGAAACGCUCGCUUACAAAUAGUUUUGAUAACCUCAUAAAGAGAAAGGGUUCGCGGGAUGACCUUGGACUUGGACAUUUAAAAGAUAUGAGCCACCUCAACACUGUGAUACAAAAAAGCGGUAGCCAAAGCCCCGAUAUGUCGCGACAACCGUCCAUGGCAGAUAUUUCGCCGGAUUCUAGUAGACCCAAAUCUUUAAGGGUUUCACCUGAACAGCAAUUGACUGUAAAUACUGGACCAAAGAGUUCUAUGAUGGAUAUAUUCCUGAAGGUAGGAAAUUCACCAAAAAUGUCUCCAACUGAGACAGAUGGAAACAAUUCGGUACAGUCAAAUGGCUCAUGGAGACAAGCUAUAUUAAAUCGAGUUGUAACUCCCAAUAAAGAUCACGAAAAAGAAAGCGAUAAAACAGGAAAUAUUGGCGUCAUCAAAUCGCCCCAGGCGACGGCGACGCGCAGAACGAAACAAGAAUUAAGGGAUCUGUGGAAGAAAGCUAUCAAUCAGCAGGUGAUACUUAUACGAAUGGAGAAGGAGAACGCGAGGCUUAGAGUUCGUCAAGAAGAAGCGACUGUUAAGAGAAUAAAAUUGGAGUACGAUGAACUUAGCACUUGUGGCCGCGAGUUAAUGGAAGUAUGGGACCUUUUAGUAAGCAAAGAGUCGAGGAUCUCUACAAAAUGUGAUAAUCAAAUGCUUUUACAUGCUAUUAAACAAGGUGUACCAAAAGGCAAAAGAGGAGAAGUAUGGCAAUUUUUGGCCGAACAAUUUUGCUUGAAGCAACCUCCAAUAGACACGCGCGACUUCCCUAAUUACAAUAUACCAUACGAUUUGCUUUUGAAACAGCUUACGUCCCAGCAACAUGCAAUUUUAAUAGAUUUAGGACGAACAUUUCCAAACCAUCCGUAUUUCAGUUCACCUCUAGGACCUGGACAAUUAGCUUUGUUCAAUUUGCUGAAAGCUUACUCGCUUCUGGACCAUGAAGUUGGUUAUUGUCAAGGUCUCAGUUUCGUAGCUGGCAUUCUUCUUUUACACAUGUCAGAAGAUAUAGCGUUUUUCCUUCUACGACACUUAAUGUUUCGAAGAGGCCUAAGGAAAUUGUAUCUUCCUGAUAUGGCAGCUUUACAAUUGUACCUGUAUCAAUUAUCCAGGUUGUUGCACGAUAGAUUGCCUGCGAUUUAUAAUCAUUUUGACAAACAUGAGGUUUCGCCCACAUUAUACGCUGCACCAUGGUUGCUAACUUUAUUUGCCAGUCAAUUUCCACUUGGUUUUGUGACUAGAGUUUUUGAUUUACUUUUCUUGGAAAGUACUGAGGUACUUUUCAGGGUAGCUAUGGCGUUGUUAGAAGAGCACCAAGAUCAAUUAUUAAUGUGUGACAGUUUUGAAGAAAUUAUGGAAUAUCUCAAAACGCGCGUACCAGCUGUAGAUAAAGAAAUUCUGGACCGAGUUAUGAAACGCGUGUUUUAUCCGGAUCAAGAGAUUACGAAGCAAUUGAACGAAUAUAGAGUGGAAUACCAGGUGUUACAGGAAGAAAUGAUAUCAAUGAAACCGCAAAUGGAAAAUCUGGAGAAGUUAAAAGUACUUAACAAGCAACUUACACAAGAAGUCGGUCAGCUCAGUGGACAACUUGAAAUUACUAUGAACGACUUGCACCGUUUGGAGACAGCAAGAUCUAUGCAGCAAUCGACCCUGCACAAACUUGAAUCUCAGAAUCGCAGUCUAGAAGUGACUGUCGCCACAUUGGGCGCAUUUAUACAACAACUAUCUGAAACUCGCCCAGACAUCGAAUUUCCUGGUGAAGUUCGUCGAAUAAUCGCUCAGUUAAGCAUCGCUGAGAAACGAAGAAGCACACCCAAUAGAUUGUACUCCCUAAAAGUGCUCGAGGAUAAUAAUAAAAUGGGAAUGAUCAAGAGUAACUCCGCAGGAAGAGAAUCUCAAAAUUUGUUAAAAAAUAAUAACGUAAUGGAUACUCCGUACCCUUUAAAAUCCACGUUGAGCCAACCAAACUUGGCUACAAAACUGGAGAGAGUCUCGUCGUUCUUCUCAAACUCGCAUAAUCAUAUUCAGAAGCAACGAGCACAAUUGGCCGCUCUUAGGAAUGAGUAUGCGAAUGAGCAAGGUAUUAGAAAUGACGAAAACGAUCCAAAAACCGUCAAUAUAGAUAUUCGGAUCACUGAUACGGUAAAUUCAACCGAAGAGCAGAACAUGGUGCAAGACGAUAAUCACUUGAAGAUCCAACAAGUCAAUUUGGAGAAAUCGAGUUCGCUGCCAUUAAAUUCUAAAAUGAAGUUGAAGUCGUCGAAAUCAGCUUAUGAGUUAGGAUCUGUUCAAAAAGUACCAAUUACGAAGUUAGAAGUUACAAACGAUGAUAACGUGACGAAUUUAACUGGAACGAUGCAUCCUCUGGAUACCUGCAGUGAUGUGAAUUUUAGAUAUGGAGGAACAACGAAAUUGAAGUCGAUAAAAUCAACAAGGUUAUCGAGCCCAAGCGGCCAAGAUGAAGGUAUGAGCAAAAACGCUCAGAACCAGAACAUAGAGACGUUGAACAGAUAACAAUUGCUGAUGAUGUUGCGCUCAAGGAAGAUGCCUUGGAAGAGCUCGGUCUACAAGAGGUGGACUGCCGAUCAAAAUAUGCUGAGACUCGCACUUCCCUUUUACUUAUACCAAUGAUUUUAAUACCAUGCGAUAGAGAACAGAAAAGAAGCAAAACUAUAUAUAACAAAGAAGUCAAUUUAUAAUAUUUAAAAACUUGACGCGACUUUUGUGUGCGCGUAUGCCUGUGUGUGAAUGUAUCAGUAUCAGAUAUAGUUGAAUAUGUUCAUACGUAUAUAUGUAUAUACAUAAACAAAAAACUUAGAGAAAAAUUAGGAAGAAUAAGUACAGCAAGUUAAUAACUAUCAAAAAUAUUUGAAUGUAGGAAAGAGUAAAAAGGAAUAUUUACGUAAAUAUAAUAAAUAAACUGCUGAUAAGAAAUUUGUUUAAAAUGACAGUAACAUAGAAAAUAGUUUCUAUUGAAUUUUGCGAAGUAACAGAAUUGUAGAUAAUUAUAAUUUAUUGGUGAAUAUUAUUUGGAAAAAUACAUGUUACUGGCGUAAACUAAAUUUCUUAGAAUCAAGCAAAUAGAAGUCAUAUCUGUAUCAAAAUGUACAUUAGAUUAUUACAAAAUUGAUAGGAAUUCAUUUAAGAAAUAAAUAUUGAAUUAAAGGAAUAAACGUUGUUUGUUCGAUUAAUGAUAUAUUUUUUGUUGUUAGUACAUAGUUGCCCAAAAUUUUUAUUUAUCAAAAUAACAAAUUUCAGCGAGCAAUAGCCCUAAUAGUAAGUUAACUUAAAUUUUUGACAGGGUUUCAAAGUUACUCAAAAAUUCUUAGCUAACAAUACAAAAUAUACCGCUGCCUUAAUUUAAAAAAGUAUUUUCAAAUAAUAGUUUUAAUAAUAAUUUUCUAAACAAUAUAUUUAAAAGAUUACUGUUUUUAGUUACGAAGAAUUCCUAUUACUUUUGUAUAAAUCAUCGAGAGAAGUGCCAAACUUUCUAGAAAAGAAAACAAAUUUUUUUAAAUUGUAUAUAACUAGUAGAGAGGAAGUUUUCUAAAACAUAUAUUGAGAUGUAACUGUAUCGUGUAUAUUCGAGACAUAUUUAUAAGAUGUAAUUUAUAUAAUUAUUGUGCACUAUGUAAGAUUCGAGAAAUCAUCAAGUAUUAUUACUAUUUUUGCACAAAGAAAAGCCUUGUGAUAUCAGGGAUACUAUAUACUAUGUACUAUAAUCAAUGCUGUUCAACCUUCUCAUAAAGAGAAAUCAUUUUUUAAAUACGAAAUAAUGACGUUGAUAUUUUGUAAAAAUACUCAAAUUGAUAUCAGUAGCGAAUCAUGCUGUCAUCAUAAUUGAUCAAGACUUCUUUCAUUUAGCAAGCCCAUAAAUAUUUUUAAUCUCAUAAUAAUAUAUUGUACUAAAUAAAAAGCAAAAAGAUAAAAACAGACAAUGUUCAGUACGUUUGUACAGUAAUUAUUAGAAAGGAUAAAAUAUUUUGUAGUACCGGAAUUUCUACCUUCCGAAUAGCAAUUUGUACAAGUAGAUAACUAGGAACUUUAAUCGUAAAUUGUGAUGAAUAAUUAAGAAGUAAUGUUAAAAUAUUUAUAGCUUUUAUGCACAUGUUACUGUUAGCAUAUAGAAAUCGUAUUAUUCUAAUGUCGAUAUAAAUAAGAUAUAAUUGUGAACAUCGUUUGUUCCCUACACUUAAUUUUAUUGUGAUAGCAGUCAAUUUAUUUGAUUAAAAACUAAGAUGAAAUAUUUUAAGUAUAUAAAGUAUCAUUAUCGAAAAAAACUGUGACAAAAUAUGAGUUUAUACUGUUUUAUAUAUACCGAGAGAAUGUAAGUAAUUUUCUCUGGUAACUGUAUCGAUAUGUACAUAUAUUGAAGAUUUCAUAUAUCAAUUGAGCAUAUCUGACUUAUAAUGUAAGCAAAGCCUUACAAACUUGUCUGUAAAAUAUAAACACAAUAUUUCAAUCAUAUCAUACGCGAAAAUUAAAAUUGUAAUGUUCCCGUAUAACAAAACCUUAAAAAUAAAAUAAAUAAUUAUAUUAUUUAAAAAA